AAUGACUCUUGAAUGCGUUCAGCUUUGUAACCUCUUUCAUUAUUACCGUCAACUAAUACACCGACAGUGACAGUCUUCUUCAUCAUGUCUAAACAUCACCCAGAUCUCAUAAUGUGUAGGAGACAACCAGGAAUCGCUAUUGGGCGUCUUUGCGAAAAGUGCGAUGGGAAAUGCCCGGUAUGCGAUUCGUACGUUCGCCCGGAGACCCUGGUACGCAUAUGCGACGAAUGUAAUUUCGGUACUUACGGUGGUCGAUGCAUCAUUUGUGGAUCGCCUGGAAUCUCCGAUGCGUAUUAUUGUGCUGAAUGUACAAGACUUGAGAAAGACCGAGACGGCUGUCCCAAAAUCGUAAAUCUGGGUGCUAGUCGGACAGACUUGUUCUAUGAACGCCGACGUUUAGGGUUCAAAAAAGGCUAGUUGCUUAGACUUUUCUUAUCAACUAUAUACAUGUAUACAUAUCACUGUCGCGUAUCAAAAAAAAUCGU
This is a messenger RNA of Lentinula edodes (shiitake mushroom), 485 nucleotides long. RefSeq names its product PHF5-like protein. Gene Ontology annotation, cellular component: catalytic step 2 spliceosome; precatalytic spliceosome; U12-type spliceosomal complex. The transcript has 6 exons. Gene Ontology annotation, biological process: mRNA splicing, via spliceosome. The record is from RefSeq and is a predicted model, not a curated record. NCBI's taxonomy places the organism in Eukaryota, Fungi, Basidiomycota, Agaricomycetes, Agaricales, Omphalotaceae. The coding region runs from base 85 to 417 and encodes 110 amino acids.